This is a messenger RNA of Drosophila grimshawi, 2418 nucleotides long. Its product is annotated as B-cell CLL/lymphoma 6 member B protein. The record is from RefSeq and is a predicted model, not a curated record. Gene Ontology annotation, biological process: regulation of transcription by RNA polymerase II. The transcript has 4 exons. Lineage: Eukaryota; Metazoa; Arthropoda; Insecta; Diptera; Drosophilidae. Gene Ontology annotation, molecular function: protein binding. Gene Ontology annotation, cellular component: nucleus. Bases 1 to 1917 code for a protein of 638 amino acids.
AUGGAACAUGUAAAUACAACAAAUACAAGACAACAGCAACAACAACAGCAGCAACUGCAGCAACAUCAACUGGAACAGCAGCAACAACAUAAUGAAAAUCAACAACAAUUUUGUCUGCGAUGGCAUAAUCAUCAGACCAGUUUGCUGAGCACCCUGCCCAUACUGCUGGAUCAAUCGCAUCUCACAGAUGUCACCAUAUCGGCGGAGGGUCGUCUGCUGCGUGCCCAUCGUGUAGUGCUCAGCGCCUGCAGCAGCUUCUUCAUGGAGAUCUUUCGCGCUCUGGAGGCCAGCAAUCAUCCGGUCAUCAUCAUACCCGGCGCCAGUUUUGGCGCUAUUGUCGCCCUGCUCACGUUCAUGUACUCGGGCGAGGUGAAUGUCUAUGAGGAACAGAUACCCGUGCUCCUCAAUCUGGCCGAAACUUUGGGCAUCAAGGGUUUGGCGGAUGUGCAGAAUAAUAAUCUACCCAAGCCAGCCAAGAGCGCUCCCAGCACCACUCCCACCACCUACAACACGGAGCCAACGGGUGGCGAGAAGCCGCUGGGAUUUGAGACAGCCCGGACGCCAUCGCCCGCUGCCACGCCCACAACAACGCCCAGUCUGGCAAUGCCGCAGCUGCCGAAUCCGUCGCUGCAAACACCGCUCCUGGCCAAUAAGCUGGGCACACCCCUGGAGAACUUUUUUCUUAAGUCGCUGCAAUUCUAUCCGAAUCUGUUGCCGCAACCCUUGAACUUCUCGCAGACGGCGCUGAAUAAGACCACAGAGCUGCUGGCCAAGUAUCAGCAGCAAUGUCAGCUCUAUCAGAGCAGCCUCGAGGAAGAGGAUUGCUACGGCUCCAAGCGACUGCGCACUGGCAGUGUGCCGGGCUCAAGCAAUCUAAAUAACUCAACGGCCCCAAAGGAUGUCAAGCGUUUGGACAAAAUUGUCGAGAAUCUGAGAAGCAGCAGCAGCAACAAGUCGCCAAUGGAAUGUGGAGCAGCGAAUUCGAUUGUGGCUACCUCACCGGUAACAUUGGCACCACAGACCAUGUCACACUUCUCACCGCAGCUGCCCGUCGUGAAGUCAUCGCCCAGCUACAGCAAUCCAUUGGGCGGUGGGCACUUGUACAGCAGCGCCAAGCUGCCGAGUUAUAGUGCCGCUGCCACGCCCACAACAGCACAGCAGGCAUCCCACCAGGCAUCACAUCUGGCCAGUCCACCCUACAUAACACCCGAGGAUCAUGUGAAGCUGCAGCAGCACAUCGAACAAUACGCGGCAUGCCAGCGCGAGGCAGCAGCAGCUGCCGCAGCUGGACAGCUGAUCAGUGCCAAAUCUGAACCGAACUUGCUGUCACUCAGCGCCGAGAAGUUGCCGACGCCCAGCAAGCCGCCAUCGAACUCCAAGCUGUAUGCCACAUGCUUCAUAUGCCACAAGCAGCUGAGCAAUCAAUACAAUUUGCGUGUCCACCUCGAGACUCAUCAGAAUGUGCGCUAUGCGUGCAACGUGUGCUCGCACGUGUCCCGCAGCAAGGAUGCGCUACGCAAGCACGUCAGCUAUCGUCAUCCAGGUGCGCCGUCACCCUGCGAAAAUGAGGCACGACGCAAACGCAUCACAAAACUGGCGGCACAGUCGAGCACAGGAACUGCACCAUCGGCAACUGCAACUAGUGGCGAUGUUGUUGCCAGCGAGGCAGCAGGCACUGCAUCUGGUUCGGGUUCGGGGUCGGGCUCGAGCUCUGUUGGGCUGUCGAAUAAUCCUUACCUGUUUCUACCCAAUCAGUUUCAGUUGGCUGCCGCUGCGGCUGCUGUUGCCGUUGCCGAGUCAAACACAGCACCAGCCUUGGAUUUGGCGCACGAAGCGCCCGUGUCCUUGAAGAGUGUAACGCCAGUGGGCAGAAAUGGUGAAGCAGGCAGCAGCGAGACGAGCACAUCGGCCCUAUAAGCAGAGAUUUAAUUACACCUCAAAACACACACAAACACGUACACACACACACAACAAACAAGCAAACAAACAAAUAUGCUCUCACGUGAAUUAAUCCCCACCGCAUAACGGACCAACGUCUUAGACCCGGCUGUGAUACUUAGCGCAAUUCGUCGUUUUUAUUUUCUAUUUAAUUUAAAUUUAAUUCUCACUUGUUAAUUUUAGCGCCAUUUGUUAGAGUUUCGCAUUCACUUAUCGAUACGUCGCUUCGAUAAGUCGCGAGAGGUGGCAACUCAACCGUCACCGUUCUGUGAGUGACAUGAGCAAAACAGUUUUAGUAGCACUGAGUGCACUCAAGCUAUCCCAAACUGUAACUGCGAGGCUUUCAAAAUACCUUCUGCAAAACCAAACACAACUCACACACAUAUACACACACACACACGCCUACACAUUCUAAUAAAUUAAGAGCAAUUUUUAUAAAUAUUAUAAUUAUACACAAGAAAAAAAACACACACGCACACA